Molecule: messenger RNA, 3145 nt
Organism: Bolinopsis microptera
Lineage: Eukaryota; Metazoa; Ctenophora; Tentaculata; Lobata; Bolinopsidae
Product: peroxiredoxin-like
Exons: 7
Coding region: 2037-2771 (244 amino acids)
Biological process (GO): response to oxidative stress; cellular response to stress; hydrogen peroxide catabolic process
Cellular component (GO): cytosol; endoplasmic reticulum
Molecular function (GO): thioredoxin peroxidase activity
Source: RefSeq, a predicted model, not a curated record
AUUGAGAGGGUGGCUUAGCAUGAUAAGUUUCAAACAGGGUAGGUUUUUCUUUAGGUAGUUUUUCUCUUGGUUUAUUUGGUAUCAUAAACUUUUGUUGCGAAUGACAACUCACGUGUCCCGUUCCUGCUAGAACAAAUUCUCGUUCCUGUAAAUAAUAUUUCUCUGUAACAACGACUGUGAUUAUUUUACAUCUGGUUGGUCAUAAUAGUUACUCUACGUACGGCCAUUAUAGUGCCACAGGUAAAAGCAAGUUUUAGACAUUCAAAUAUAAUGGAAUACCUCUUGAUCACUAUAAAUAAGAUUCCUAACAGUUGGUGCACUUUUUAUUGGGUAGGUGUAUAAGGUCUGCUUUCGCUUUGGCUUCUGAAGUGCUGUAAAAUAUAGAAAAAUUAAAAUUUUAUCUUGUUAACUUUGUUUAAGUGGGUAAAAUUUCUCCAAAUUUCUCUGGUGUAAUUAAAUUUUGAUCUAAUUAUAAGAUUUACCAUUGUGAAACAAGCAAUAUUUGCACAGCUUAAUCAUUGAACAAGCCCAGGUGUUUUUUCAAGCCAAGGAACCAUAGCACCAGAAAACUUUCCCAAUUUUCAAAUUAAGAUUAUCAAUUAAUUUUGAUCAAUUUAAUCACUGUCAAUCAAAAUAUUCCAGUACAGAGUGUGGAAUCACCCAAAAGAAUGUAAUUGUACAUCUCAUGAAGUCCCGCCUAAAACCAACAAGUUUUCCAACAUAUUUAAACCCACCUACCUUGUUCUCCAAAAUCCCUCUUUUUCUACAAAAACGACUAUUUGUAACUUUUCACUAUUGCCUUUUUACAAAAGGGUGUCAAUGGAAAAAAUGCUGAGGAUUAUAAUUAUGGUGUAUAACAAAAUUACCUGGUAUGUUUAGUCUUGGUGGUAGCUUCACGUUUUUCAGUUCCACUUUCGAUGUAGGAUUUGCCAUCUUAGAAAUGAAUAAGUAGAUAUUUGCCCUUCAGUAUCCUUAUUUUCAAAAUGACAGAUUAUAGAUUGUUGCAUACCAAAAUUACACACAAAUCUUUUUAUGUAGAAACAGAAGCUCUGGUAGUAUACCAGGGUAAUUUAUAACACUGCUUUAGAUUCACAGCAUCAUAGCUAUACUUAAAUUAUUCAAUUAUGCCAUUGUGUAAUUUGCUAUUUUAAUUUGAUUAUGAUUAUAGUUCUAAUUAUAAAACUUAAGAAAUUAACAAGCAUGAUAAAUGCACACGGCAUGCUAAUUGCACUGACUAUUAAACAAAACAGCAUUGUUAUCUAAUGCCCAUUCACUUGUAACAACAUAAAAGUUAUCAUAUAAAGUAUGUCAAUAUAAAUAUUCGACUUCAACUGAGCACUAAGUAUGAUAAGAAUCAAACAGGACAACCUGAUCAUUAAAUUGAAGCUUAUUACUAUUUGUAAAGAAAUCCCACAAGAUCAUGCAAAGCCAAUGUACAUUGUGGUGAAGAGUCAUGUAGAAAAUGAAGCAUUAUAAAUCAAUGAUAAGAUCAAUCAAUGACAAAUUUUUAGCAUGCACACGCACAGUCAGUUGUGAUUAUUAUUGAUGACAAAUUUAAAAUAAUGCGAAGCAAAAUUGUUCAGGCUGCACUCGAUAUUCUAAGUAAUAAACGUUAUUUCGAAUUUUUAGGAGGGGGGUCACAGUUGUUCAUCUAUUUAUUUAACAAGUGCGAAUAAUGGUAACAGCAGAAAUGGCAGUGCACCUCCCCCUCAUUAUUGUUUUUAUACAUUAAUCGGGAGUGCAUUGAUUUACACUUGAAUGGUUUUAUUUCCACAUCAUUUCUACAAAGUGCUUGCCACUGUAAAUCAAUAUUUUGAGCGGAGUCUUUGAAAUGUAUCUGGAGAUACUGCACCAGAUUUUACAUGCUAAUUGUGCUAGCUCAGACCAUUUGUUUUAACACAAGACAGUGAUUGUAAGCUUUAAUUGGUCAAGGCUGGAAACUUGUUAAUAUUACGUUUCAGAAAUAAUAUGGUCCACCAGCAUCCAGAUCUUUAUCAAUCCUAUUAUCACUAACCCGUUAUCUCCUGAUAGGAACUAUGUUGACAGUAGUACUGCUAGCUCUUGUUGGGGCAGCAUUUGCUUCUGAUGAAGCGUGUCCUAUGAAUGGCUUCUUUGGGUAUGGACCUAAGGGGUACGACCACGCUCUGGGAGUCGUAAAAGCUAGGAUUAUGAAACCAGCACCUGACUUUACUGCCCCUGCUGUAGUCAAGGGAAAGUUUGAGGAUAUCACACUUUCUUCUUACAAAGGUAAAUACGUGGUUCUCUUCUUUUACCCUCUUGACUUCACCUUCGUGUGCCCGACUGAGAUAAUCGCUUUUAAUGACAGACUCAGCGAGUUCACCAAGAUUAACACCGAGGUAAUCGCAGCAUCUGUAGACUCUAAGUUUACUCAUCUGGCUUUUAUCAACACUCCUAGAUCAAAAGGUGGGUUGGGAGAGAUGGAUAUCGCGAUAGUAUCAGAUCUAACCAGACAGAUAUCACGUGAUUACGGAGUAUUGUUGGAGGAUGCUGGCCACACUCUCAGGGGACUAUUCAUCAUAGACGACAAAGGAAUUCUACGUCAGAUAACAAUGAAUGAUUUACCAGUUGGAAGAAGUGUUGACGAAACCCUCAGGUUGGUACAAGCAUUCCAGUACACCGACCAACACGGUGAAGUAUGCCCAGCUAAUUGGACACCCGGUAAAGAUACCCUUAAACCAGAUCCUGACGGUAAACUUGAAUACUUUGAAAAGCACUGUAACAAGAAAUCCGGGAAAUCUGACGAGCUGUAGAUGUGAUUAUGUGAUCUGUGACGUCAUGUUAUGAGUUGUGGCGUCACGAUGUGAGUUGUGACGUCAUAUUAGGGGUUAUGGUAGAUCCUGAAGAUUUUUGGUUUUUUUUCCAUUUUUUAGUCACUGUUAUGACUGAUAAUUUUAUGCUUUGCUUCAGUUACAACUACUUAAGUUUUUAUAGUGCACGUUUAAUUUUUCUGUUUUUGAAAAUGUUUUGACAUCUAUGAUUGAACAAGUCGGUAACAAAACUCGGCAUUUUUGUUUCAGUUAUAUGGUUUUGUAGGUAGGGGUUCCUUGCUUCCUUGUUUGUUUGUUGCUAACUUAUUGUCUUUGAUGUAUUUUUAACAUUUAUUAGAGUUAUUACAUAACCAUUA